This is a messenger RNA of Paramecium octaurelia, 374 nucleotides long. The record is from the annotation of a GenBank genome assembly. NCBI's taxonomy places the organism in Eukaryota, Ciliophora, Oligohymenophorea, Peniculida, Parameciidae.
AUGAUUGGAGAAGAAAUGGGUAAAGUUGAAGAUUGUAUUUCGAUCUAUAAAAUUGAGUCAGCAUUUUAAGACCUUAUAAAACGAAUUCAAAAGAAGAUAAAGAAAUUUCAACAUUUGAAAAAUGUAAUGGAUGACCCAAUUCUAAUGAAAAACAUUUUAGAAAAAGGUAAAACUAUCCUUAGAUAUCCGAUCCUUAGGUUAGGAUGGAGAAUAUAGGACUAGGAGAGGGAAUAAUCGAAUUUAGAAGGGUGAUAAAAAAUUAUAUCAAUGCAAAGUCUGUUAAAAGACAUAUCAUAAAUCAUAACAACUGGGAGGACAUUUAAGGAAAGGGCACCCAAAAAAGGAUAAUUUAGACGUUGGUUAACCUUGAAAAG